CGAAAAUGUACAUCAUAGCGUGUUAUAACCAUUAACGAGUAUUUAAAAAUACUGAUUUAAGUAUAUAUAUUGACCUACAUGUGUUCUGAUUCGAUCGCAGAUUAAGACAUGAAAACAGGAAGUUAAUACUCUUAAACAUACUAACGUUCAUGCCGGCUAUUGUUCUUCUUUUGUAAUCAAGGAAAUUAAAGACAAAAAAUCACAAGUUUCAUAUGUAGGGAGUUUUAAGAAGAACUACCGAUUUUUUUUUGUAUCACAUGUACGCGUUUCGCAAGCUAAUUUCCAAUGUCUAUCUACAAAAAAUUAAAAAUGAUUAAUAAAGAUAUUACAAAAGAUACUUGGACACAAAAUUUCCAGAAGAGGACCUCUAAAAGUGAAGGCAGGAAUUCUCCUCUCGUCAGUUCAGAACUUCACGUGGAAAAACUGGAUGGUAAAACAGUGUGCAAAGUUUCAGCAGAUAUGGAGCAAUAUCAAAGAUUUCAAGGAAGAUACCCUUUCGAAAUGAGUAGAAAUUACACCCCGGAAACUCGACAGCGCAUGCGCCCUUGGUUGGAGUCCCAGAUAAACAAUGGUCAAAUAAGGGGUCUCGAAUGGGUAGACGAGCAACAGAAGAUGUUCAAGGUACCAUGGAAACACGUUGGUAACAGAGAAUGGUCAGAAGAUGAUGGAAUUAUUUUUAAGGAGUGGGCGGUCCACACGGGACGGUACCGUGAGGGUGUGGACCAGGCUGAUUGGCCUACAUGGAAAACGCGGUUCCGAUGUGCACUCACCAAAUUACCGGACAUCAAAGAAUUGAAACAGUACAACCGCCUGGACGGAAAUACGGAAGAACCGUACAGGGUCUACCAGUUCGUACCUAAGAAUGGAGACGGCACAGGAUCACGUUUUGCUUUCAGGCAAUCUGAAAAUAGCUCGCCUGGAAGUGAGAUAGAAUUCACAGGGGAACCUACUAUACCAACGACAGUCAUUUCUAACCAGUCAGAAACCAUGAUGUCCAUUCAAGAAGGCAGACUUCCCUCUGACCUAACUAUGGAGUCUGGGGAUUUAAUGAAACUUGACAGUAGUGAAAUAAGAAAAGUGCCUCAUGAAGAUUUUAAUGAACCUAUGGAUAUACCGGAAUUAGAAACAGUUGAGGCACAUCCAGAAAUUAUAACAAAGAGUAGAAAGUCCUACCCUAACCAGAAAUCUUUAAUCAUGCCACCAAACACAUGGACACUAGAUCCUAAUGAUUGUAAACUGUAUGUUACCAUAAAAUAUUUAAUGUCGUCAGUGUACGAGAAUCUUUGUUCCGAACCGAAUGGAUUCCAUAUUUUCUAUGACAAACAAGUUGUAAUACCAAAUCAAGAGGAAUACGAACAGAUAUUUGGGCCAAGGGAUGCGUUACAGAUUGCCCUCCCACAAUGCAACUUGCCUAACAGUCAGCAGCAACGUCUCACACUUGAUCUAUUAAAUGCCACAGACAGAGGUCUUGUUGUCCAGGUGAAGGACGGUAGUAUCUACGCUACAAGAAAAUGCAGAUGCAGGAUGUACAUUUCGAAGCCAACAUUGGACAAUGGCUGUGAGAUAAUAAAACUGCAGCGGGAUGUAGAGACACUUGUGUUUGACUUACACGGUUAUUUCAAAAAUGCACUGGAGAGAUACAUACACCAGAGAGGGCCGAAACCCUCUGUAGAAGUGGUAGUGGGUUUCGGACAACAUUUCACUAUGGACAGAGAGUCAAUAAACAAUUUACUAGUGUCAGCAACAAUAGUACACACAGAGGCAAUGGGUCUACUUACAAGGAUUGCAUGUACAAGCCCAAUGUCACCAGCAAUCUCCUUAUCCAAGUCAGACCAAUUGGAUCAUAUUGUGGAUGUUCUUCAUUACACCAGCACAAAUACUGCACAAGUCUAGUGAACAAAUCAAUGACUACCAAUAGUGCAAGAUAAUUGGAACUUCAUAUCUUCAACAGAUUCUCAGUGUUAAACUACAGCAAUAUAAUUGUUUUAUAAGAGUGUUACAUUGAGGAAUAAGAAAUGUCUUACAAAGUAGAAUUCAGAUCUACUUACCAAGGAUGACAUUAUGCAGAUUUUAAUAAAAUGUUGCAUGUUUACAAUUAGCAUAGUUCUUUGAAAUCAUAGUUAUUGGAGGAGACUAGUUUCUUUUAUAAUUUUGCCAAUCCAUAAUGUUGAAUCUCAACAAACGCAUGAAAUUCCUAUCUUUCAAUAGGUCAACAAAUUCAUGCCCCUACUAAACAGUCAUUUUGAUCAAAACAAACUUUUACGAGAAUGAUUUUAUAGCAUUAUAUUCACUUAAAAACUCACAUUAUGUUUUUUACCUGGUUUUAUUUAAUGGUAUGGCGAGAUAAAAAAAACCUAGUUCAACAGCAUUACAUAAUAGGCUGGAAGUAUGUAAUUGGUACUAGGUGAUGGGAGAACAUUAAUAGCAAAUCAUAGGAAUAGUUGUUACAUUUAAACACUUUUCAUUUGACCAUUACACAUGAACACCUGUCAUUGGAGCAUUACAUAUGAACACAUGUGACUGGAGUAUUAAAUGUGAACAUUUGUGAUUUGAGCAUUACCUGUGAAAAUUUGUGACUGGAGCAAUUUGUGAUUGGAGCAUUACAUGUGAACAUAUGUGACUGGAACAUUAUAUAUUGACAUUUUUGACUGGAGCAUAUCAUGCGAACAUUUCUGAUUGGAACGUUACAUGUGAACAUUUGUAAUUUGAGCAAUUUUUGAUCGGACCAUUACAUGUGAACAUUUGUAAUUUGAGCAAUUUUUGAUUGGAGUAUUAUAUGUGAACAUUUGUGAUUUGAGCAUUUUUGAUCGGAGCAUUGCAUGUAUACAUUUGUGAUUGGAGCAUUUCAUGUGAACACCUUUGAUUUGAGCAUUACACUGAUAUCUGAUGAAUCUGAUUUCUUUUAAGUUACUCAGCUGACAUUCGAAUAAUGUUUUUUCCUCUGAUUGUCCAUUGCCAUGCUGUGCGUAUAUUAAUACAUUGCAUUAAACGUCAUAAUGCCAUCUGUACAUAGUACAUUCAUUUUGUAUGUCAUAUUUUAUUAAUAGUUAUAUUGCUGUUUUUGUUGGAUUUUUCCAAACCAUAGGGUCAGAAUGAUAAAGGGAAAUAAAAUAUACCCAAAUGUG
Molecule: messenger RNA, 3125 nt
Organism: Mercenaria mercenaria
Lineage: Eukaryota; Metazoa; Mollusca; Bivalvia; Venerida; Veneridae
Product: interferon regulatory factor 5-like
Exons: 11
Coding region: 286-1893 (535 amino acids)
Biological process (GO): regulation of transcription by RNA polymerase II; immune system process
Cellular component (GO): nucleus
Molecular function (GO): protein binding; RNA polymerase II cis-regulatory region sequence-specific DNA binding; DNA-binding transcription factor activity, RNA polymerase II-specific
Source: RefSeq, a predicted model, not a curated record